Messenger RNA from Phyllotreta striolata, 1784 nucleotides. The record is from the annotation of a GenBank genome assembly. NCBI's taxonomy places the organism in Eukaryota, Metazoa, Arthropoda, Insecta, Coleoptera, Chrysomelidae.
CGAAUAUGUAGAUAAGAUGGACUUCCAUUAUCCAGAAGUGGAAUUUUUAACGAAAGACGAUCGUAUGGAUCAUGAUAAUAACGAUUUCGAUCAAACAUUCUCCGCAUCUCAAACAUACAGCGUUAUCAACAAAGACAAGGAUGUUAGAAUUGACCGAAAAAGAUUCCCAAGGCUCAGGAAAAAAACCCAAAAUUCAACGUUCACCCUAUUCAAACCCGUGGCGCUUUCGUACGUGCAAAAAAUUCCAAAACCCCCCAGGACGCAACUCGAAAAAGAAUAUUCCCGAUACCAGGAAAUAUCCACAGAAACCACCGAACCGCCGCAACCAGCAGAAAACAUCAACAACAUAUUAAAUAAAUACAUAAACGAUCUCUACAAUAAAUCAUCAAACGAACCAACAACCGAAAACUCAAAUUUCGAAAGCGAUACGCAACCUUACGACGAUCCUUCCAACUCGGCUGAGACCAAAUUUUUUGACAAGUCCAUUUGGCUAGCUAAGAAAAAGAAACUCCUGAAAUUCCAGAAACUUCUCGGUUUAUUCACCAUAGUGCAAUUUAAUAACUCGGAAUGCAAUGCAAAUAGCGUCACCGGGUCGUACUCGGGAAUUUGCUACACUAGUACCGAGUGCACCAGACUCGAAGGAACCGCCUUCGGGGAUUGCGCUUAUGGAUAUGGAGUAUGCUGCGUCUUUAGAGGAUCCUGUGGAAGCACGCUAUCUCAGAACUGCAGCUACUUCGAGAGCCCGAAUUAUCCCGAUUACUAUCCCCCAGGAGGUGGUGUAAUUAUCCCGACUACGGCUGCUCCGCCAACUACCGCAAAUCCUUCACCAACUCCGGAUCCCAGAUGGGGCUGGAUGAAUUACGACAAUAACGAGUAUAAUUAUAAUACUUAUGAUGUCGAAUUAUUAAGGCAAAGCAGCGAUUUUACGUUAAAUUGCAUUGUUACCGUAAACAAAAUUAACAGCGAUAUAACUAAGAUGAAAAUAGACUUUGUGGAUUUCGAGUUAGCAGGACCGACAAAUGGAACUUGUACUAUAGAGAGAUUGGUAAUUACCGGUCAGAAUAUAAACAACAUGAUUCCUGCUAUUUGCGGUUAUAAUACAGGUCAAUCCAUUUACGUGGACGUUUCACAAUCGGACUCAAUAAAAUUAAUGGUUUUGUCUACAAUGGCAUUCAAGAAACGAUUUAAGAUAAGAAUAUGUCAAUUCACAGACCUAUGCAUGGCAGAUAACUGCUUGCAGUAUUAUACGGGCGUCACAGGAACGAUAUCGUCGUUCAACUACGAUCAAGCCAUCAUGUUAAACAGAAGUGUUCCAGGUUAUUUUAACAACAUGAACUAUGCCAUCUGCAUUAAAAGAGAGCCUGGUUACUGUUCCAUAACGUACACGAACGUAGCGAACGGUAUCGAAUAUCCCUUUAAUUUGGUCAAUGUCGUGAAUGGUGUUUCGACGGUACCCCAGAACAUGGCAGGAGUCGACGUGGUGGAUUGUCCCAACGAUUACAUCGGAAUCGACACUACCAGACUUUGCGGUUACAAGUUUAACGACGGCUCCGUUACUGCCAAUUUGAGCUUAAACGCUCCCGUUACAGAUACGAAUUUAGGUCCAAUUGUUAUACCAGUACGAACUAACGCAGCAGCUGUGGGCUAUGGUUUCAAGUUAUUCUAUACGCAAAAUCGGUGUAAAGUGUAAAUUAGCGAUUGCAUUAAUCAUCUAAUAUGAUUAUAGAAAAUUAUAGCUACUUUUUAAGUUUAUUUAUUGUACUGAAUCCGCUAUUUAUGUAUUG